AUGAAUAAGACUUACUCUUUAAGAAACCAAAGAACACCUACCCAAGCCCAACUACAAAACCCUCCUCCUCCUCCAAGUUCAACAAGGUCACAAUUUUUUGGUAAAGCUUCUAUUGGCUCUUCUUUUCGUAAGAACGCUGCCGCCAAUGUUGGUCCAAUGUUAUCUAGAAGAUUGAAUGCCUUGGUUAAAACCGAAAAGUCCAUUUUACAAAGCUGGGAAUUAGUUGCGGUUGAAAAGAGAGAUGCUGCCAAACAAUUAUCCCUGUGGGGUAUGGAUAACGAUGAUGAUGUUAGUGAUGUUACUGACAAACUAGGGGUGUUGUUGUAUGAAUUGGGUGAUUUAGAAGACCAGUUUAUUGAUAAAUACGAUCAAUAUAGGUUGACUUUGAAAAGUAUUAGAAACAUUGAAGCUUCUGUUCAACCAUCUAGAGACCGUAAGCAAAAGAUUACAGACGUAAUUGCUGGUUUAAAGUACAAAGACCCAAAUUCGCCUAAAUUAGCUGUUUUGGAACAAGAAUUAGUCAGAGCUGAAGCUGAAAGUUUAGUCGCCGAAGCUCAAUUAUCUAAUAUCACAAGAGAAAAGUUGAAGGCUUCCUUUGCCUAUCUAUUUGAUUCUUAUAAGGAAUUGGCUGAAAAAAAUGCUUUGAUUGCUGGUUAUGGUAAGGCCUUGUUGGAAUUAUUAGACGAUUCACCCGUUACUCCUGGUGAAGGUAGACCUAUUUAUGAUGGUUAUGAAGCUUCUAAGCAAAUUAUUGUUGAUGCUGAGGCUGCAUUGGAUAACUGGACUUUAGACACUGCACAAGUUAAGCCAACAUUGUCUUUCCAUCAAACCGUCGAUGAUGUUUAUGAACCACAAGAAGGUGAAGAAUAUUAUGAGGAUGAGGAACAAGAACCAGUCGAAGAAGAGCCGAUUGAAGAGGAAAUAAUUGAACAGGAAGUGAUCCAAGAGCCAGUUGAAGAAGAGCCGGUCGAGGAGGGACAGUCAGGUGUUAUAUCACAUUAA
Molecule: messenger RNA, 1002 nt
Organism: Saccharomycodes ludwigii
Lineage: Eukaryota; Fungi; Ascomycota; Saccharomycetes; Saccharomycodales; Saccharomycodaceae
Gene: LSP1
Product: lipid-binding protein LSP1
Exons: 1
Coding region: 1-1002 (333 amino acids)
Biological process (GO): endocytosis; negative regulation of protein kinase activity; eisosome assembly
Cellular component (GO): eisosome filament; plasma membrane
Molecular function (GO): lipid binding
Source: RefSeq, a predicted model, not a curated record